UGCAGUGGCGGCCGCUAGGAAGAUGGCUGCGCCCUGUGGCUCGGAGCGGCCCGCCAACUCGCCGCUUAAAAUCCCGAAGAUGGAGGUGCUCUCCCCUGCCUCUCCUGGUGGCCUGAGUGACGGAAACCCUUCGCUGUCCGACCCUUCCACGCCUCGGGGCGCCUCCCCGCUCGGGCCGGGCAGUGCGGCGGGCUCGGGGGCAGCGGCGUCCGGGGGUCUCGGGCUGGGGCUUGGGGGGCGCAGCGCCGCCUCGUCCUGGGGAGCCCCGGCCGCCGCCUGUCGCGGCAUGUCGUGGACGCCAGCCGAGACCAACGCGCUCAUCGCAGUGUGGGGCAACGAGCGGCUGGUGGAGGCACGGUACCAGCAGCUGGAGGGAGCCGGCACGGUAUUCGGCAGCAAGGCCCCCGGGCCGGCCAUGUACGAGCGCGUGUCCCGGGCCCUGGCCGAGCUGGGCUACGAGCGGACGCCGUCCCAGUGCCGGGAACGCAUCAAGACCCUUCGCAGGUGUUACAGUCGGGUGAAAGAACAUGGUGUUGGGAAAAGAAAGAGCAGUUACACAUUUGAACAGUUGGAACAGGUGUUUGGUCAGGGAGGAUGGGAUGCUCAGCCCUGCCAGCCUGUCCUUAUUAACAGUAGUGGCUUGUACCAGGAGCUGGAGUCCGACGGCAGUACUAUGGAGGAGUAUUCACAGGAGGACUGGGGAAACCACAGUCAGGAUCUCCAUGGCUACCCAACAGAUCAGGAAUUGGAUGAAAUACCUGUCACAAAGAGAACAUUAAAAAUAAAACAAGAGUCUUCUGAAGAAGCACAGAAGAGAGACAUCAUGCAGAAUAUUGUCCAGAUUUUGGAAUCAGUACAGUUGAAAUGGGAACUGUUUCAGAGCUGGACAGACUUUUCAAGGCUUCAUCUUUCUAAUAAACUGGCCAUUUUUGGGAUUGGUUAUAACACCCGUUGGAAAGAGGACAUCCGCUACCACUACGCAGAGAUCAGCUCCCAGGUGCCGCUGGGCAAGCGACUGCGGGAGUACUUCAACUCCGAGAAGCCCGAGGGGCGCAUCAUCAUGACCCGAGUGCAGAAGAUGAACUGGAAGAACGUUUACUACAAAUUUCUAGAGAUCACCAUCAGUGAAGCGAGGUGUCUGGAGCUGCACAUGGAAAUUGACUGGAUACCCAUUGCCCACUCCAAACCAACCGGUGGGAACGUGGUUCAGUAUUUAUUGCCGGGAGGCAUUCCCAAAAGCCCGGGCCUUUACGCCAUUGGCUAUGAAGAAUGUAUUGAAAGGCCCCCCUCACCCCACAUGGAGCAGAGUUCCCUGGACCCGGGGAAGGAGGGCAGGGUUGACUUGGAAACCCUUUCAGCACAAGCCUCCUUACAGGUGGAAGUAGAGCCCACCCGCAUUAUCUAUUGCUACCUCGGGAUCGCUGAGGUUAGGACUCUGCAGCAAUGCUUGUUUUUACAUUUCCAAGCCAAUACCAAAACCUUCAGCAAAGAUUGGGUCGGUAUUAAUGGGUUUUUGUCUCAGAACUGCAUUGUGGAUCCCGGAGUCUCCCCCAAAUCCAUCUACAUCAAGUUUGUGGAAGUAGAGAGGGAUUUUCUCUCCGCUGGCUCUUUAGUUGAGUGCCUGGAAAAAGCCAUCGGAUAUCCCUUAAAAUUUAACAACUGAAUGUCAUCCUUCAUAAGGAUUUGGGCUCUUACCUCCCUCUUCUCACUUCCCAUUGCCCCGACUGUCCCCGCACCCUGAUGCUGCCAUCACACUCUCCACGGAGACUCUCCGCCAUUGGGCCAGUACAGCCUCUAAGGAAUCACAGCAGACUCUGAGCAAACAAAACAGACCUCACCGGAAAAUGCUCAUUUUGAGCAAACAAGAUUUACAGCGAACUUGCAUGGUGGGUCAGCUGUUUCUUUUUUAAAAACAGAAAUUUUAAAAUGGAUGUGAGAGCCCUAAUAUAAACAAAUGUAGGUACAUUCCAUAUUGGACAAAACUUAUACUUUGAGUUUCAUAUGAAAUUGAAAAAUUGUAUUUUUUUCACAAUGUUUCAUUUUUACACAUCUCUAUGUCUCUAUAUAAGUAUUAUUUACAACCCUGAAUAAAUAAGCAAUAGAUAAUGGCAAGUUAAAUCUUGAGUCACAGUAAAUAAGACUGCUUUUCAAUAUCACCUUUAGCUACUAUUGUAUAUAAUUUAGAGUUUCAUUUUUUUUCACCAACCAAGUGUUUUGCUAUUCCCGAUCAGUGUUGCCUGCAAAGACCUUUGUUUCUGUGAUGUACCCACUUUACGGUUGUGUUGCCGUUUAAACUUUUUUAUAAAAAAUUAAAGUUAUU
Messenger RNA from Pteronotus mesoamericanus, 2320 nucleotides. RefSeq names its product Myb/SANT DNA binding domain containing 2 (gene MSANTD2). The transcript is spliced from 4 exons. The record is from RefSeq and is a predicted model, not a curated record. The coding region runs from base 23 to 1663 and encodes 546 amino acids. NCBI's taxonomy places the organism in Eukaryota, Metazoa, Chordata, Mammalia, Chiroptera, Mormoopidae.